Messenger RNA from Salarias fasciatus (jewelled blenny), 2479 nucleotides. Its product is annotated as amine oxidase [flavin-containing] A. The record is from RefSeq and is a predicted model, not a curated record. The coding region runs from base 67 to 1515 and encodes 482 amino acids. Gene Ontology annotation, molecular function: oxidoreductase activity. Lineage: Eukaryota; Metazoa; Chordata; Actinopteri; Blenniiformes; Blenniidae. The transcript has 11 exons.
CCGGACUUGUUUUCCCCGUCUUCACCAUUUGCCAAACGGAACUAAACAAAGAGCCACUCUUCAACUAUGACUGCAGAAAUAUGGGAUGUUGUUAUUGUUGGCGCGGGGCUGUCUGGACUGAGCGCGGCCGACUUGCUCAGAAAAAGGGACGGAAGUUUGAAAAUCCUGAUUCUGGAAGCGAAAGAUCGAGUGGGAGGUCGCACCGUUUCCAAGGAAUUCCCAGCAGCCAGUGGGGUGGAUCGCUGGGACUUAGGAGGGCAAUGGGUUGGAAGCACCCAAACACACGUCAUGGAACUCAUAAAGGAGCUGGGUUUGGAGGUCUACCCACAAUUCAGCACGGGCAAGAAAGUGCACCACAUGGGUGGGCCGGCUUCCAAGGUUCGCACCUACAAGUCCAACUUCCCCACUCUGUCCCCGCUGGUGUUAAUGGACUUCAUCCAGUUCUUAUGGAAGAUUGACAGGCUGUGUGCGACAGUGUGUGUCCGGGAUCCCUCACAGACUCCGAACGCUGCGGAGCUGGACGGCCAGACCCUGCACUCCUACAUACAGCAACAUGUUUGGACGGGAGGCACCCAGCAGCUUUCAGAGCGUCUGGCGGAUCGUGUUGGGUGGAAGAAUGUCCGGCUGGGUUCUGCUGUGACGGCCAUAUGGCAGGAUGCUGAGUGGGCCCGGGUGACGACCGCCACCGACACCUUCCUGUGCAGAGCUGUGAUUGUCACCUGCCCCCCUCAUUUGGCAGCGAAGAUCCAGUACGAGCCGGCGCUGCCGACCGAGAGAGAGUUCCUCACCCAGAACAUGCCUGUGGGCCACAUGAUCAAAUUCAUCGUAACCUACCAGACGGCUUUUUGGAAGGAAAAGGGUUUCUCCGGGGAAAUCGCGGCAGGAGCCUCCACUGACUGUCCGUUCGCCGUCACCUUCGAUGCCACCAGCCCCCGAGGCAACGCCGCUCUGGUGGGCUUUAUUUCCGGCCAGCAGGCUUCUCUCUGGGCUUCUAAAGAGGUUGGGGAGAGAAGAAGCGCAGUGCUUUCCAGUUUGGUCAAAUACCUUGGACCUGAGGCUGCAUCUUUCAUCCACUAUGAAGAGAAAGACUGGGCGAAGGAGACCUAUAAUGGCGGCUGCCCUGUUAAUGUCAUGGCGCCCGGUCUGCUAACGUAUUACCACCCCAGCCUGAGGAUGCCCUGUGGCAGGAUCCACUGGGCGGGCACCGAGACGGCCACCCAGUGGUGUGGAUACAUGAGCGGAGCGAUACAGGCGGGCCAGCGAGCCGCUCUGGAGGUCCUGGCUGAGGUCAGUCAGGUGGUCCUGAACGAGGAGGAGCGGGAAGUCCUGCAGCAGAGCCUGCCGGUGCAGAGCCCCGCCAAGCCGACCACAUCCUGGAAGCUCACGGGCAAACCGGUGCUCCUCGCCACGCUGGCAGGCGGUGCUGCACUGCUGCUGGCUCGCCAUCCAGAUGCACUGAUCAAACUCAGAAACUUGAUGAAAACCUUCGUGACCGGCAGAUUCGGACUGUUCUGAUCAUAGCAAAGACAUGUGGGACAGGUGUACAGGUAGAGGUUUAUGUUAUCCUUAAGCGAUCGGCAUUUGAUUUCCCCAAACAGCAUCUAUUUGCCGUUUCAACAUUCAAAAAUAUGUCUAGUUGUGUGAAAAACAGCUUGUAAGCUUUAGGCUCCGGAGCAAUCACGGUGCAUUUGAACCAACAAGAAAACUGGUUUUAUACUGCAUGCCUCACGCCGCUUCCCGGAGAGCCAUAAAACCUGCUUGAAAGGCUUGGAUCGGAGCCACGAGCGGGUUUGCGCGCUCACAAAACCACCAACAGACGCUGGGAUGAGCGUAAGAUGGAUGAACCAGUCGCACAAUGAUAACGUCCCCGGGAAAGUGAUUUAAUCGCUAUCGCUUGAUUGCACAGUUGAUUGAAAGGAUUUUUGUCAGUCCCCAUGUCUUCUCUGGGGAGCGUCUCAAACGCCCACUAAUCAUUGCACGGUACUCUGCGACUCCAUUGGCGCGGUGGCUUGCUAUUUGUCUUUGUUAUCGCGAGCUCGCACUGAAUCAGGCGCUUGUUCUUCCUGGUUUAGUCUAAGCAGCCCGGGCUGCUGCGGGGCCAGCAGCCCAACGUCUCUGAACCUGUGCAGGGCUUCAUGCAGCUUUCCAUCGUCACAUUAUCCUCUUCAAACGAGGAGUCGUCCUCUUACAGAUGUGAUUUUGAGCAAAUGUAAAUAAUGCAUUGCAGAAAAAUUGGAUAUAAGCAUUAGGGGAGUAAUCUGUACCCAAUGAUUUUUAACAUUAUUUGAUUACAUUUGAUACAUAUGUGUGGUUUCACUACAAAGACAGACAUUAUCACCCAGUCAUUUUCAUUGUUUCAGCCAUUUCCUUGUAAACUGAAUUCAUCUCCAAAAUGUUGACAAGUUGUAAAUGCAAAACAAAUGAAGGGGUAUACGUGCAACAAAAAUGUAUCUUAUACAUGCUGGAAUGUGCGGAAGUA